UCCUCUGGGCAGACAGGCUGGUGAUGUCCCCUCCGAGCAGGCCAGUGGAGACCGACCUUCCACAGUGCCAGAGAGAGUUGGCUUCUGGGCACAGCUGGGUAAAGAUGUCCCCAUGGGGCAGUUGGACAGAGACAGCACCCAGUUCCAGGAAGACAGAGAGAACUCCCCAGUGAGAGCAGAGGGACCCAGUCCCUGGGCACAGACUCACAGAUAUGGCCCUGAGUUACAACCAGGAGGUGGGGGGCUGCUGGACAGCAAGGUCACUCUGGGGCAUCCAAGCAGAGGUGGCCCCCUGGUGCGGACAGAGCAAGAUGGCCUCUGGGGGCCAAGGGACAGAGACGUUGGCACUGUGAGGCAGCCGGACAGAGAAAGCCCUGAAGUGGGGCUCAAGAGAGAUGCACCCCCAGUAAGGCCAGAGAGACCUGCUGGCUGUGGGCACUUGGCCAGAGAUGAGCUCAGCCUGGUCCAAGAUGGGUCCCUGGCUUCUCUGAACAAUGACUUCCCCAUAGGGCAGCUAGAGGUGGGAGGCCCUGAGGGGGCCCUGGAAUUCCUUCUGCUUGAAGAACGGUGCCACUCCCUGUUCUCCAGGGGCCCACAGGGGCCUGUGCCACGGGUGAUCAUCACCUCUGAGCCUGGGGCUGCACUGCUGGACAGAGAGCAGGAAGGCCCUUCACCCCAUCCCGUGGGGUCCCCGGCUAGAGGUCCUGGAGGCAGUGGAGGCCUGUCAUCUGCUUCUUCCUUCGAUGAGUCUGAGGAUGAUGUGGUCAUCGGGGGUGGAGGCAGCAGUGAUCCCGAGGAGGGUCCUAGGAACAUGUCCUGGAGGAAGCUGAAGACGGCUGUGCACUGUGCACCCUUUGUUGUGUCUUUCAGAAAGCACUAUCCCUGGGUCCAGCUCUCAGGACACAAGGGGAACUUCCAGGCUGGGGAGGAUGGGCGCAUCCUGAAAAGAUUCUGUGAGAGCGAACGGCAGAGCCUGGAACAGCUGAUGGGCGACACUCUCCGUCCAUUUGUGCCUACCUAUUAUGGGGUGGUGGAGCAGGAUGGAGAAGCCUUUAACCAGAUGGAGGACCUGCUGGCUGACUUUAGCACACCUUCCAUCAUGGACUGCAAGAUGGGCAGUAGAACAUACCUGGAGGAAGAGCUCGCAAAGGCCCGAGAGCGUCCCCGACCUCGGAGGGACAUGUAUGAAAAGAUGGUGGCCGUGGACCCCAAUGCUCCCACCCCAGAGGAGCACGCCCAGGGUGCCGUCACCAAGCCUCGCUACAUGCAGUGGCGAGAAACAGUCAGCUCAACAGCCACGCUGGGCUUCCGAAUUGAGGGCAUCAAGAAAGCUGAUGGCACCUGUAACACUAACUUCAAGAAGACACAGGGGACAGAGCAGGUCACCCGAGUCCUGGAAGACUUUGUGGAUGGCGACCGGAGCCUCCUGAGGAAGUACGUGGAGCGCUUGGAAGAGCUUCGAAGGGCCUUGGAAAGCUCCCCCUUCUUCCGGACUCAUGAGGUGGUGGGCAGCUCACUGCUCUUUGUCCAUGACCAGACAGGCCUGGCUAAGGUCUGGAUGAUCGAUUUUGGCAAGACAGUCCCCCUGCCUGCACCCCAGACCCUCAGCCACCGACUGCCUUGGGAAGAAGGCAACCGUGAGGAUGGCUACCUGUGGGGUCUGGACAAUGUCAUUCAACUUCUGGAUAGCUUGGCUCGAAGCUGAGCCUGGGACUCAUGGGGCAGGACUGAAUGGGGGGCUGGAGAGGAGCAGCCCCUGGCUCCCACCUUGGGGUUUUAUUUAUUUUAAGGUAUUUAAGACAGAGACAGAGAGGGCAGAGCCAGAAGGGAGAUGGGGGUGCUUGAAGCAGAAGGCCCCCCCCCGCCCAUGACCCCCAGGCUGUGGGAGCACAAAGGCGGCAGGGGAGCUGGGUGGUGGGGGCAUGAUGGGCAGGGUGCAUGAGAUGCCAGAGCCCCACAACCGCAUGCCUUAUGGGCAGAGAAGGGUCUCUCUUAAAGGCCUCUGGCCUCAAUACUAGAACCAGACAGCAAGGAGGCAGCGUCAGGACCAACGCAAACACUGUGAUUUCGAGGCGUCAUCUAACCUCCUUCCUACCUCUGGGGGUCAGCCCUCUGCCAGGGUUUGAAGGGGGAUUGGGGUGGGGGGGAUCCUUCUUUGUCCUAUGCUCUUCCUACCAAAGACUUGUCCUUUCUGGAUUGCAGUGGGAGGGAAGGAGGCCAAAGGGUGGAGAUAACCAAGUGAGGCUCCUCCGGAAGGUUCUCUGCCCUUUCCCUGUAGCAGGAGAGGAUGUGACCACCACUGCCUAUAAUGAGGUUCCCAGGCCUGGGUGGAGGCAUGCUGGCAGUGUUCAGUGUCCACCCUGGGCCUCUCUGAGCACCCAAAGACGACUCCAUCCACAUGCCCUGAGGGUGAUGGAGUUACCAGGAAGAACGCUCUGGCCCCUUCUGCAGUUUCCUGCUCCCCAAGGAGGAGUUGGGGAGGGGCCUGGAUCCAUCCAGUAACUUGAGGAAGCUUUUGGGAAUGAUCUAGUCUGUUUUCCAUCCAGAGAAACGGGAAGUGGCAGAGCUGAGGGUUUGAGGCCAGACCCCAACUCACCACUGCUGUCUUUUCAUUGCACCAGCUGCACCCCAAGGGUUCUAGCCUUCAUGAGCUCCCCUUCCUGGCCUUGGGGUGUGGGUGGAGAGAGAACAAGGGGUAUGCUCUUCCUCCUUAUUUAUGGAGGGGGUGGGCUGAUGCUGGAAGGGAUGGGAUGGAGCAGGGACCUCCCCACUCCCUUAA
Messenger RNA from Dromiciops gliroides (monito del monte), 2779 nucleotides. It is a transcript of the gene ITPKC, whose product is annotated as inositol-trisphosphate 3-kinase C. The record is from RefSeq and is a predicted model, not a curated record. The transcript is spliced from 7 exons. Lineage: Eukaryota; Metazoa; Chordata; Mammalia; Microbiotheria; Microbiotheriidae. Gene Ontology annotation, molecular function: inositol-1,4,5-trisphosphate 3-kinase activity; inositol tetrakisphosphate kinase activity. Gene Ontology annotation, biological process: inositol phosphate biosynthetic process. The coding region runs from base 113 to 1705 and encodes 530 amino acids. Gene Ontology annotation, cellular component: cytoplasm; nucleus.